AUGUGCAAAUCUCCGCUUCACGAUUUCCUCCAUGGCCUUCCUAAAUGUGAACACCACGUUCACUUGGAAGGGUGCAUGUCACCAGAGUUGAUCUUCACCCUGGCUGAGCGCAACAACAUCACUCUCCCAGACCCAGCAACAAACCCAGCCUACAGCUCUAUUGCGGCCCUAACAGCCCGAUAUGACCACUUCAGCUCUCUGGACGACUUCCUCGCCUUCUACUUCCAAGGAAUGGCCGUUCUGAUGAACGAAGCCGACUUCGCUGAUCUCGCCUGGUGGUAUUUCAGCAAAGCCCACGCCGACGGCGUCCACCACGCUGAAGUCCACAUUGACCGGGGUAUCCCCUACGAGACCGUUGUCAACGGAUUCUCCCAGGGCUGCAAGCGCGCCGAGAGCGAACUAGGCCUCAGCACGCGGUUGAUCCUUUGCUUCGUGCGCCACCUGCCCGUUUCCUCUGCCGCAGAUGUCUACGAGAAGUUCAUUUCCAGCGGUCACUUUGAAGCAGGCGUUGUGCAUGGCCUUGGGUGGUCUUCUACUGAGCUUGGUCCGCCCAAGGACAUGUUCCGGGCCCAAUAUGCCGACGCCGCGCAGAGGGGCAUUCCGCUCACUGCGCAUGCCGGUGAAGAAGGUGACCCGACCUAUAUCAGCACGGCGCUGGAGCUCGGAGCUACCCGUAUUGACCAUGGAAUUCGACUGGUCGAGGAUCCGGAAUUGAUGAAGCGUGUUGUGAAGCAGGGCACUUUGUUGACCGUGUGUCCGCUGUCGAAUGUGCGGCUGCGCUGCGUUUCAUCGGUGGAACAAGUUCCUAUCCGUCGCUUCUUGGAGGCUGGCGUGAAGUUCUCGAUUAACAGUGAUGACCCUGCUUACUUUGGCGGGUAUAUCCUGGAUAAUUACUGCGCGGUGCAGGAGGCUCAUCAGUUGUCGGUUCUGGAGUGGCGGAUUAUUGCGGAGAACAGCGUGCAGCAGAGUUGGAUUGAGGAUUCGCGUAAGGCGGAGCUGCUGGAGAAGAUUGAGAGCUAUGUGAAGCAGCACAUGGUCAUGGAAGUCUAA
This is a messenger RNA of Penicillium manginii, 1050 nucleotides long. RefSeq names its product adenosine deaminase (gene aah1). Bases 1 to 1050 code for a protein of 349 amino acids. The record is from RefSeq and is a predicted model, not a curated record. Gene Ontology annotation, biological process: hypoxanthine salvage; purine ribonucleoside monophosphate biosynthetic process; adenine catabolic process. Lineage: Eukaryota; Fungi; Ascomycota; Eurotiomycetes; Eurotiales; Aspergillaceae. Gene Ontology annotation, molecular function: adenine deaminase activity. The transcript has 2 exons. Gene Ontology annotation, cellular component: nucleus; cytosol.